GAGGAGGUCCUCUUCCGUUGUUUCUCUUUCGGAAGGAAAGCUCAGCGGGAGGAGGACACCUUCGGGGGCUUCCUGGAGGGCGUGGCCUCAGGGCGGUGGGCGUGGCCAUGGAGGACGCCCCUCCGGACAGCCUGGAGGGCUGGGUGGCGGUCAAGGAGGACCCCUUCGGCCCCGCCGAGCCGCCCCACAACCUCCGCUUCCUGGUGGCCUGGAACGGCGUCGAGGGCCAGUUCGCGCUUACCUGCCACAACCGGACGCUGCAGGAGCGAGGGGGACCGGAAGCGGAAGCGGCGGAGGAAGAAGAGCCCACCACCUGGGCCGCUUUGUUUACCCCGCAGGCGCUGAGGGGCCUCCACGGGCAGCUCUCGGCCUUGGCCCCGGCGCUGGAGGCGGCCUUCCCGGAGCUGCCUCAGGCCCUGACCACUUCCCACUGCUCUUCCGCGGCGCCUUGGGCCUUGCUCUUCUUCCCCAGCCGCCCGGCGCUGGGCGAGGCCGAGCUGGAAGCGCUUUGCCGCGGCCUGGAGCGUUACCUGGGCUGGGCCGCCGAGCUGUGCGGGAGGAGGGCCCUGCUAGACGCCCUCUUCGCCCGCGACACCGAGGAGGAGGCGCGCUACUUCGAGGGCCUGGCCGAGCUGCGCAGGAAGGCCCUCAAGGCGGGCCUGGGACGCGCUAAGGAGGCCCUGCGGCAGAUCCUUCAUCGUCACAAAGACACAGACAAGUUGGUGGCCUUAAUGGAACUCUAUCAAGAGGAGGAUGAAGCUUACCUGGAACUCGUGACUGUGGCCACUGAAUUCUACCAAUACUUGUUGCAGCCGUUUAGAGAUAUGCGCGAACUCGCAACCUUAUACAGACGAGAGAUCCUGAAAUCCCUGCAGGCCAAUAAACUGGGGCCUAAAAGAGUAGAAGCCUUACGGAAAGAAGCAGAGGAGUGGGCGAAUCAGGCUGAAGAAGCUGUGAACUCCAUUCAAGACAUCACAGUCAGUUACUUCAAGGAAACCGUGACGGCACUAGCAGCAAUGCAGAAGCAAAUAGAGCAAGACCAGAAGCGGUUUGGCCAAGCUGCCUGGGCAUCAGCUUCUCCAAGGUUAGAAAACCUGAAGUACUUAUUAGCUAAAGAGACCCUUCAAUACAUGAGAGCCAAAGAGCUAUGCCUGAAGCACAGAAGAGCCGACAUCCAGAAGCAGAUGGAAAGUCUGAAUGAGCAAGAAAAUGACGUGGCUCAAGUUGAGGAGCUAGAAAUAGAAUACUACGAAACCCAGCUGGAACUGUAUGAAGUACAAUUUGAGAUCCUGAAGAAUGAAGAGCUACUGCUCACUGCUCAGUUGGAGACAUUAAGGAGGCGGAUGAAAGAGAUUCAAGAUGAAGUAAUUUAUUAUGACACAUGUGAAACUCCUGAUGAGUUAGAAGCCACAGAGCUAGUCCUGGAAGAACCUCACAAACCUUCCUCUGAAAUGGCCCAGUUGAGACAGAAGACCCAGCAGCUGGAGACAAAACGCGGGAUUAUCUGCUCAAGGAGAGCCUAUCUCCGCAACAAAAAGGAUCAGUGUGAAGAGAGCCGCCGGCUGAGGCUCCAGCAGGCAGAGGAUAGUGUUCGGCACUUCCAGCAACAUCACAGCAUCCAGAUUAAAAGAGAGAAGAGGAAAGAAGAUGAGAAAAUGAAGAGGACUUGGAUCAAACAGGAGCGACAGAAAACUCUGGAGAGGCUAAAAACAUUCAAAGAGAAAUGUCCAGCACAGUUUGUGUUGAAGACGUCCCGGCCUUUGAACACCAAACAGCCGCAGAUGGCGUCGCGUCGUUCUCCAGCAGCAUCUCCUCAACCUUUGUUGACAAGCAAAAUGUCUGCCACUAAGCAGCCGAGGGCCUCUCGCCAGGCAAGGGAAGCCAAAGGUUCCAAACCAGCAUGCCAGAAGACGCCAAAAGAGAUUCCCAUCCAAAUUUUUGUACCUCCCAAUAGCCUGGAGAAGCCCAACAAAAGUGAAGGGGCGCCAUCACUGAUGGUCCCACCUCCUCCACCACCCCCUCUGCCGCCACCCCCUCCACCCCUGCCAAGCAUCCCGCCCAUUGUCCCAAAGAGGCCACAAGAGACUUCACUGCCCUCCAGAUGUGAAGAUUCACCUGCAGCAAGUGUUGCCACUAAGGAAGGAAACCAUUUGUCCAGGUGUACAGGAUCCAUGGAUGAAGUUCUGGCUUCACUAAAGCGUGGUGAAGUCCUUCUGCGUAAAGUGGAGCCACCAUCCCAGGCAGCGUCUUCCAGCUCCAGCCUCAACGACAGCAUCCUUGCCGCCAUCAGACAAGGAGUAAAGCUGAGGAAGGUAAGCCAAGAACCCAAGACAGACAUGGAAAAAGGUUCCAGCAAUGAACUGGAGAGAAGCAUAAAGGCAGCCAUCCAGAGAAUAAAGAAAGCAUCAGCCGACUCAGAAGAAGAUGAAAACAAUGAUCAUAACAGUGGUGAAUGGAAUGGCUAACGCAGCGGCUGGAAACUGUUACCUGGACCUUCUCAGAAGUUUAUGGAGGACUUCAUGGGUGAUGCUUAGCAAACCGAGGACAUUCAAGACAGACCCAGCUAGUGUCUAUGAUGGAUAAAGUGACCCAGAGUGCUUUGCAUGCACUGGAGUUUCGGGGGAAGACGUGGAGGGUUGAAAACUACUGAAUUCGAAGAGAUUCAGGUUAACCUGUUUACUGAAAUGCCUUUAUUGAAUUUUGCACAUUUUUAAGGACAAAGUUAUUCUGUUCUAGGAAAGGAAGAGCUGAAUUCAGAAGUAUUAAAACAUGUCUUCCUGUUCUUUUCAGUCAUAUUCAGUGAGUAAUUAAACAGCUCUGUGAGUUUGUCAAAAGUCAUCCACUUUAGACAGUCCUAGGACAAUUAAUUUCCCCUCAAACAUAGGGGAGUACAUAUUAAUUUGGGGAGACCACCACAGUGUGACACAUUUUUACAAAAUGUGUAAGUGCUAAGCACUGAAAGAAUUACUUUCAACAAAAAUGCAAAGUUGCCUUUUGGAUUUCAUUGUGUAGUAUCUCAAAAUAAUACCAUACACUGUGACCAUAAAGUAUGUUUAUAGCAGGCCACCCAAGGCAAUACUCUCCAGAUGAAUGAAAUAACGUGUUGUCGAAGGCUUUCAUGACCGAAAUCACAGGGUUGUUGUGCGUUUUCUGAGCUGUAUGGCCAUGUUCUAGAAGUAUUCUCUCCUGACGUUUUGCCCACCUCUAUGGCAGGCAUCCUCAGAGGUUGUGAGGAAUGAAUAACUCCCAUCAUCCUUAGAAAGUACUGCAUGGGGAUUAUGAGGAAUGUAGUCCAACACUUCUAAACUGGGCUAAGCUAAUGGAUGUUUUGAAGAUUGCUGCCGUUUUCAUGAAUACUUCAUUGACUAUCACAAUAUAUAUAUCAUUUGCUUAAAUUGAAAUGAAUUCUUUCAAUAACACUAUAAACCAAAACAGUUCUGAUGUGUGUAUGUCACCGUUGUUGACUCAGAAAGGAAUUUGAAAGCAGUCUUUAUUCGACUCUGUGUUACUAACCGGUGUUAAUUUUUAUAUACACAUGCUUACUUUUAAUAGUGCUAUAACUGGUUGACUGUGAGAGGAUUGUUCCUCUAUUUAUGUAUUUAUAACACUAUAUGCUUAUAUUGCAGACAUCCCUCUCAAUAAGACAGGUGAAGUUGAAGAAUAAAUUGCUGCUGUCCUUGUUUUCAGAAA
This is a messenger RNA of Anolis carolinensis (green anole), 3690 nucleotides long. It is a transcript of the gene whamm, whose product is annotated as WASP homolog associated with actin, golgi membranes and microtubules. The record is from RefSeq and is a predicted model, not a curated record. Gene Ontology annotation, cellular component: endoplasmic reticulum-Golgi intermediate compartment membrane; cytoplasm. Gene Ontology annotation, biological process: Arp2/3 complex-mediated actin nucleation; endoplasmic reticulum to Golgi vesicle-mediated transport. Gene Ontology annotation, molecular function: actin binding; Arp2/3 complex binding. Lineage: Eukaryota; Metazoa; Chordata; Lepidosauria; Squamata; Anolidae. Bases 108 to 2465 code for a protein of 785 amino acids. The transcript is spliced from 10 exons.